This is a messenger RNA of Portunus trituberculatus (swimming crab), 712 nucleotides long. RefSeq lists its product as uncharacterized. The coding region runs from base 13 to 513 and encodes 166 amino acids. Lineage: Eukaryota; Metazoa; Arthropoda; Malacostraca; Decapoda; Portunidae. The transcript has 7 exons. The record is from RefSeq and is a predicted model, not a curated record.
GAGCUGUUUACCAUGACUGUUCGGCUGAUAUCGCCUGGCUGCACUGCACUCUUCCUCCUCCUGACAGUGGCGGGUGGCGGCUUGUGUCAGGAACUUCUUCAGCCUCAGUCACGCGAAUGCAACGCCCAGGUUUCCUCCGGCCUCCGCUCAGCCAUGUACUACCCCGCCGAGAUAAUGCAGGUCAACGUGUCGCUGAGCGGUGGUGACUUCAACUCCCUAGAGGUGUACCAGUGUCUGAAGAGUGAAGCAUGGGAUGAGUGCGCCAAGAGGGACCGCCUCGACAUACUGGACGGUGAUACCAUAAGAAAUUUUCAGCGGUUGAAAGCUCGUGCUCAAAACUACACCCACGCUGCCUUGGUCAUCCUGCCGGACGCUACCACCUGCCACCCCUGCACGCUCCAGGUUCGGAUACUGAGCACCAAGUAUGAAGGAAACGUCAUCAGAGAUAGUAAAGAGAAAACCUUCUGUCUUGACAUCACACGGAGGGCGGCACGAAAUUUACGUCUGGGAUAAAGAAGAUUCCUGAAGGCACAGAUGGAGAUGUAGGGAGGGUGGCGGCACUGCAGCACCGCAAGGCAGGCGGCAUCCAUCACACCCCACUGCGCCCCACCUGCCAUCAUCACUGAAUAUAAUGACGUUUUUCUUGAUAUGAAUUCAAUAAUGCUGUAUGAAAAAAUGUAUUAUGUACUAUUGUAUAAUUAAAUAUUUGCAU